AUGUACGCUGAUAGCGGCGAAGACGAAAACUCUACAACGGUCUUGGCGUGGCUGAGGUCUGAAACACGGCGUUACCAUCAGUUCGUCGGAUUUCGAGUUGGAGAGAUUUUAACUACGACCACCAUCGGCGAGUGGAGGAAGGUUCAGUCAAAACUGAAUGUUGCUGAUCAGGCAACGAAGUGGAAGGACGGACCAAGUUUCAACCCAGAAGAUUGGUGGUACUCCGGCCCAAGUUUUCUAUCCGACACGACGGAAAAAUGGACUGAACAUACAUCGGAGGAUUUCGUAACAACGGAAGACAUGGGAUCAGCGUUCUUGCACCAUCGAAAGCUGCAUCCACCGUUCAUCGUAGCUGUCGAGAGGUUUUCCAAAUGGACAAGAUUAGUACGAGCUACAGCCUACGUUAUCAGAGCGGUCAAACGGUUCCUUAGCCUGAAGGUGAACGGACCGUUGGUGCAGGAAGAACUGCAGAGUGCGGAAACACUGCUGUGGAGGCAAGUGCAAAGGGAAGCAUACUCGGAGGAAUACUCUACGCUUCUGUACAACAAAGAACACCCUCGUGAAGAACCUCGGAAGUUGGAGAGAUCGAGCGCCCUGUUCAACAUGUCACCGAUGCUGGACAGCAAUGGAGUGCUGCGGAUGAACAGUCGCAUAACUGCAGCCCCUGUUGUAUCCACGGACCUGAAAUACCCUAUCUUUCUCCCGAAGGAACAUCGGGUAACGGAACUGCUUGUGGAAAGCUACCACAUUCGUUUCCUACACGGAAACAAGGAGACGGUAUUUAAUGAAUUGCGGCAACGUUUCCAGAUACCAAAACUCCGUUCGGUUGUAUCGAAGGUAGCCAAACAAUGUCAGUAUUGCCGUGUGCGGAAGGCGACUCCCCAAGAGCCAAUGAUGGCACCAUUACCCGAAAUUCGGCUAACAUCGUUCAUCCGACCGUUCACUCAUACCGGAGUGGACUAUUUUGGGCCUGUUUUCGUGAAGCAAGGACGUAGCACGGUAAAACGAUGGAUCGCUCUUUUCACGUGCCUGUCCAUCAGGGCCGUGCACCUCGAGGUGGUCCACAGCUUAUCGACGCAGUCGUGUGUCAUGGCCAUCCGUCGAUUCGUUGCGCGCAGAGGGUCUCCCGCAACUUUCUGUUCCGACAACGGAACCAAUUUUGUGGGCGCGAACAACCUGCUUCGGGAACAACUUCGUGCGAUCGGAGAGUGCUGUGCAACAACCUUUACGAACUCUGACACACGAUGGCUUUUCAACCCCCCACUCGCCCCCCACAUGGGAGGAUCAUGGGAGCGUUUGGUGUGGUCAGUGAAGGCGGCAAUGUCGGCAAUUGCAGAUCAUCCUCGCCACCCCAGUGACGAAGUCCUGGAGACAAUAGCUCUGGAGGCAGAGUCCUUCGUGAAUUCCAGACCACUGACCUACGUCCCGCUGGAUCAUGUGAACCAGGGAGCACUGUCGCCCAAUCAUUUCCUGCUAUACGGAACGCAAGGCAUCAAUCAACCAAGUCGGGAUAUUGAGAAGGAGCAGGCACUACUAAGAGACAGCUGGAAGUUGUCGAAGUAUCUCGUCGAUACUUUCUGGACUCGCUGGGUCCGCGAAUAUCUUCCCACGUUGACACGACGUACCAAGUGGUUCCAGCCAGUGAGGCCACUGAAACCAGGGGAUCUGGUUGUCGUGGUAGAAGAAGGAAAGCGGAACGGAUGGGUUCGUGGAAGAGUGGUAGAAGUUCUAUCAGGGAAGGAUGGCCAGGUGCGCAGAGCAGUUGUGCAAACAGCACGAGGACUGGUCAACCGGCCAGCAACGAAGUUGGCGUUACUGGAGGUAAAAAGGGUGCCGAAAGACGAGCCAGAAGUACCGGAGUCUGGCGUACCGGAACUACACGGGCGGGGGGAUGUUGGCGAACCACUGUGCAGUUUUUCGAACUCGAAGGAAGAUUCCGAGUACACCGAACUGCCCGGGGACAACAACGCAGACUACGACCCGGGCACCAGUCAUCUACCAACCACACCCGAUCCGGUAACGUCCGAUCCGGAACUAAUACGCGUCUAA
Messenger RNA from Aedes albopictus (Asian tiger mosquito), 2049 nucleotides. RefSeq lists its product as uncharacterized. The record is from RefSeq and is a predicted model, not a curated record. Gene Ontology annotation, biological process: DNA integration. Gene Ontology annotation, molecular function: nucleic acid binding. NCBI's taxonomy places the organism in Eukaryota, Metazoa, Arthropoda, Insecta, Diptera, Culicidae. The transcript is spliced from 3 exons. The coding region runs from base 1 to 2049 and encodes 682 amino acids.